Molecule: messenger RNA, 2933 nt
Organism: Sarcophilus harrisii (Tasmanian devil)
Lineage: Eukaryota; Metazoa; Chordata; Mammalia; Dasyuromorphia; Dasyuridae
Gene: ENTPD1
Product: ectonucleoside triphosphate diphosphohydrolase 1
Exons: 10
Coding region: 689-2032 (447 amino acids)
Biological process (GO): nucleoside diphosphate catabolic process
Cellular component (GO): plasma membrane
Molecular function (GO): GDP phosphatase activity; UDP phosphatase activity
Source: RefSeq, a predicted model, not a curated record
GACACAACUGAAAAACAAUUUAAAUGCAUAUUCUUUUCCCUUACCCAUCAUUUGGCCUCCAGGACCAAUACUGAUCAUUGAAUUUAAUCCAAGCUCAUUCAAAUUCUUCUAGUCAACAUUUACACCAUUCUCUUGAUUUGACUUUGGGUCUAAUGUCAGUUCAUAUUAAAGUCUUCCCACUACCCAUAGCCUUUAAUCCAGUAAUACUAUAAUUAAACUUUUAGGUACCAGGAUUCUGAUUCAAUUAAAAAUGUUUAUUAAGUCCCAAUUAUGUGUUAGGCAAUGUUCUAGGAGCUGAAAAUACAAAGACAAAGAUGAAAGACUUCACUCUCAAGGAGCUACCAUUCUAUUGGAAGCAUAGAACAGGCCUUCAAAGAAGUAAAAUACAAGGUAGUUUGGAGAAGGAGAAAGCAUGAACAACUGGGGAAAGCUUUACAGAAGAGGUGCCCCCUGAGAUGAGCCUUAAAGGAAGGUGAAAAUUCUGAAAGGCAGCAAUGAAGAAGAAAGGUGAACAUUAAUAGAUACUAAGCCAAAGAGAUGUGGAUACAAGAAUAUCCUGGUCAUUCUUGGUUUCUUAUUUUUCUUGGCUGUAAUUGCAUUAAUCACAGUGGGUCUAACACAGAACAAGCCACUGCCAAAAAAUGUUAAGUAUGGGAUCGUGCUGGAUGCAGGUUCUUCUCACACCAACAUGUACAUCUACAACUGGCCAGCAGAGAAAGAGAAUGACACUGGAGUGGUGCAACAGGUGAAAAUGUGCAAGGUAGAAGGUCCUGGAAUCUCAGGGUAUGCCCACAAUGUGGAAGCUGUAGGCUUUUACAUAAACCAAUGCAUGGACAAAGCUAAGCAAGUGAUUCCUAAGGAGCAGCACCAACAGACCCCUGUUUAUCUUGGAGCCACAGCUGGCAUGAGGUUGCUCAGGAUGGAGAGCAGUGACCUGGCAGAGAAAGUCCUAAAAUUUGUGAAACAGAGCCUCACUUCUUACCCUUUUGAUUUCCAAGGGGCCAGGAUCAUCACUGGCCAGGAAGAAGGUGCCUAUGGCUGGAUUACCAUUAACUACUUGUUAGGCAAAUUCAACCAGACAAGCAGCUGGCUCAGAAUUCUUCCCGGAAGAGAUGGGCCCCAGGAAACUUCUGGGGCCUUGGACCUUGGAGGAGCUUCCACGCAAAUAACUUUUGUGCCCCAAGAUGAGCAGAUUGAGUCCCAAGGCAACUCCUUGCAUUUCCGCCUCUAUGGCAAAAGCUACGAUGUGUAUACACACAGCUUCCUGUGUUAUGGGAAGGAUCAAGCUCUCCGGCUAAAACUGGUCAGCAACAUUCAGGAUGCAAAGGAUGGACUCCUAAGGGAUCCAUGCUUCCACCCUGGUUAUGAAAAGGAUGUGAACAUAAGUGAGUUCUUCAACACACCCUGCAUCACAAAGGAUGAGGAAUCAUUUCCAUUUCAGAAACUUCAAAUACAUGGUACUGGAAACUAUAAUGUGUGUCUAGAGAGCAUUCACAAGAUCUUCAACACCACCUACUGUCCUUACUCAAGGUGUUCUUUCAAUGGGGUUUUCCUGCCAUCCUUACAAGGAAAUUUUGGGGCCUUUUCUGCUUUUUACUUUGUGAUGGACUUCCUGAACUUAACAGAUUCCUCUCUGGAAAUGGUGAUCAGCAAAAUGCAAACCUUCUGCUCCCAACCCUGGAAUGAAGUGAAAGCACAAUUUCCUGACAUCAAAGAGAAGUACCUCAGUGAAUACUGCUUCUCUGGGACCUAUAUACUUGCCCUCCUACAGCAAGGCUAUGGAUUUACUAAACACAAUUGGAAACAUAUCAAUUUUAUGGGCAAGAUCGGUGAAAGUGACGCUGGCUGGACUUUGGGGUACAUGCUGAACCUGACCAACAUGAUUCCGGCAGAGCAGCCUUUGUAUCCGCCUUUCUCCUAUUCCACUUACGUCUUCCUCAUGGUGCUCUUCUCCCUGAUCCUGGCAGCCGUGUUCCUCAUCGGCUGGCUGGUCUUUCGCAAGCCUUCGUGCCUCCGGAAAGGAGCGGUAUAGCAAGUCUGGCUGCGGCCCCGGGCAGAGCACGAAGACACCUGCGGGAGGACUUUUCUCCCUGGGCAGUCUCCCGCUGCGCUCCUUCUGGGGGGCGAUCUUUACCAGCACAAGCUUUCCUUGACUUCUGCUGCAGAGUUUUUCUUGGGAGGGUAUUUUCCUGGAGGGGGCCUUGCCUUCGUGGCACAGAUCCUUGCGAUUCCCUCCUUUUUUCCUUCUUUCUCCUGUGUUUUUGCGGGUCACGAGGAUUCACCGUUUUCUCAGAACUUGCUUUAUUGGGUUGCAUUCGUUUGGAAGAGAAGCGAUGAUGAAACUACAGCUCGGCCCCAGCCGCAGCCCGGGGGACGCACGGGAAGGCUGAAAGGGCUGCCCGGCGCCUCGUCUCAGGAACCGCUGGAGUUCCUUAGGCUUUCCCUCCCUUCUCCUGCCUCCCGCUUAUGAAGGGUAAAUGGCGGCUCCUAUGUCUGUAGGAAAGGUCUUCCGACGCGGCCGGUAUCGGCCAAGGCCAAAGGAUCCCAGGCCAUCCUCCUAUUGCUUCCUCCUCAUUGGGCGCGAGCUCUUGGGGCCGCCCUGUUUUCGCCUGCGCAGAUUUUGUUCUUAGAGCUGCUAAACACACGGACGUACCAGUCCCAGGGCCCCCAUCUCAGUGGGUAUGUCUAUGUCAGGAGUAAAUAUAUCGUUUCAACUCAGGGUUGGGAAUAGCCUAUCUCACUGCUGUGCCAGGCUUACCAUGGGGACAGUCACACCAGCUUUGGAAGAAAGGGGAGAAAUCCAUGUCAGCUGCAGAGCAGAGUUCUCCCACUCUUUCAUCUCAGGACCCCUUCACACCCUUGAAAAUUGAGGACCAUGGGGGUGCUUCUCAAUUUUUGAUCGUGUGGAUUAAAUCUGCGGAUGUUUGCCAUAU